Lingula anatina is the source of this 3183-nucleotide messenger RNA. RefSeq lists its product as uncharacterized. NCBI's taxonomy places the organism in Eukaryota, Metazoa, Brachiopoda, Lingulata, Lingulida, Lingulidae. The record is from RefSeq and is a predicted model, not a curated record.
UAAAGUAGAUUAUAUAUAUGGACAAAAAUAGCCAAUUGUGUUAUACAGGAAGUCUAUUGUGUUGUGCAGAGCAAAGAUUCACAUGGGUUGACUGGAGUACCGUGAGUCUUCGGUGAUAGUGGACAAGCUUAAAUACAUACCUGGUACAUGUGGCUUGUUGUUCUGGACCUGGAGUAGAGAUAAAACAAAGAUGAAAAUCAGCUCGAUGACGUUGACGGUGGUCGCCACGGGCGUAUGUCUUCUGGGACUAUAUCAACUGUUGUCUGUUAUGACAUGGCUACGUUACAUGUACACAGAUUACUUACAGCGAUCAUCCCACCUUACAAUGUACCAGUUUAUCACGAUGAGACGACAACAAAUCAAAUUCAACGUUCAUAUCCACGAUACACGGUCAAUUACAUGCACAAAUACGACAGUGAACAGACUAGAUCCGUUCCAUUCUUCCGCUCUGCCAUAUAUUGCUCAUUUUCCACCGCUCAAAUGUAGACGACAGACAUCAGUGGCUGAAAGUAAAAUUGACAGAGAUGGGUACUUGACGCUUAUCAUCAAAAACUAUUCCAGAGUAACCGAUAACAUACACUGUUAUUAUCAAUACAUACGACACCCGACAAAACCUUACAAAGAGGAUGAGGCAUUUGUUUUUAGUAAAAGGAUUGAUUUACCUCUAGCAAAUAGAGUAAAACUUCAAGAAGAUUUUGUGUAUGUUUCCUGCAUGAACAAAUCCGGCUACAAAGUCUAUGAAAAUUUUCAUCUCCAUAUGGUAAAAAGAGAUGAGCAUAUUUUCAAAAAAUACUCUGAAACAACGGGAAGACAACCAAGGCUGAAUGUGUUAAUUGUGAUCAACGACGGAGUGUCGAUGUCUGGUGCCGUUCGUUAUCUUCCAAAAACAACAGAAUACUUAAAAAAAGCAAUGAACGGGACCAUAUUUCCCGGGUACCAUACAGUUGGUGAAAAUUCUCUGCCGAAUUUUUUCCCGCUUCUGACUGGAUUGCCUCAUUCUGAGGCCAGUACUGAUACCCCGUUUAUAUGGAAUCGCUUCGCAGAGAAAGGCUAUAAAACGUUUUACUUGGAGGACAAAGUAUACGCCACCUUCACCUAUAUAGAUCCUGCGCCUAUCCGGCCGCCUACAGACUUCUACACACAUCCCUUCUGGGUGGCAAUGGAGAAUUCUUCCUUGUAUUGGGACUCACAGACUUUCUGCCUGGGCGAUGAACCUAUACAUCGAAUUGCACUUCACUAUCUCGGAUAUUACAUUAAAAAUUACCAACGUCAUCCAUAUUUUGGACUUUAUUUUCUUAAUGAAUUAACUCAUGAUGUUGACAGCCCUAUCCAGUUAGCAGACGUUGAUUACAGAAACUUUCUGAAAGAACACAACGAAAGAGGGUAUUUAAACAAUACCAUAAUACUUUUUAUGAGUGACCAUGGUGCAAGGUUUGGCAGGCUCCGCUCCACACCUAUUGGCCGCCUAGAAGCCAGUAAUCCUCUGCUGAUAAUGGUUCUGCCCAAAUGGCUCAGGAAGCAGUAUCCACACAUAUCAGCAACUGUAAACUCGAACGCAGAUCGACUGGUCACUCCAUACGAUAUCCACGCCACGUUAGUCGAUAUCCUUCACUCUGAUAUACCAACUUAUACCGAAGAAAUCACCAAUGGCAAGAACCGUAGAGUAGGACUUGCGAAAGGAAUCAGUUUGUUCCGAAAUCUCCCCAGCAGGAGGACGUGUGCCUCAGCAGGUAUACCAGAAGAUACCUGUACUUUAUGUACACCGCUCGACACAACUUUUCUGGAUAUUAAUUCGGAGAAAGCACGCUUCAUUGCAAACGCACUGUUGGCCCAAAUAAAUGGAGUUCUCGUCAAUGCGACAUCAGGGUGUGACGUUUUACGUAUUUCAGAUAUAACCUACAUAGCCGUAACCUCUGACAGCAGGUUUUCUGUUACAUACAUUGUGGUUAUUAAGACGAUACCAGGGAGUGGGAUAUUUGAAGCGUCUGUGCGUGAGACGAGGGCCAUGGCUUCUGACUCCGCAGAGAGCCAAUACACUGUUAUGACACCAGUUAUACGGCUCAGUCUCUAUGACAACAACUGUUGCUGUACAGAGGACAGUCGCAUAAAGAAAUACUGUCAUUGCAAGGUGACACGAAGACAAAUUCGCAGAAAGGCCUCCCCGAAAGAUUAUUAAAAAAUUAUACCAUUAUGCCUUGUAUUUACAUGUCACACAGUUGCUUAAAUCUAUUUUUCAUUAGUUCAGUUUAACAUACAUAUGCUUAUCCAUUUCAUUUAUUUAUUAGUAAUUUUACUAUAUUCAUUUAUUCAUUUGCGAUAUUCUUAUCGUACAGAUCAUUAUGUGAAUGAAUCUGGUUAUAUUUCCAAUUUUAAUAAACAAUAUUUUAUAAUAUAAUAUAGCGCCAACCUAGCCCCCUCUCUUCCAUAUCGCAAUGGUUAUGGGAAAAACUAUUAAAACGUUUGACAUGUCUGUAUAACGUUUUGAACAUUGCCUAUUUCGGAAACCAUAUCUUACAUGACUUAUGGCAGAGAAAAGCAAUACGUGAAGAUCUUUAUUAUUUAUUAUUCAUUCAAAUGUAGAACAUGAACAUGCACCUUCUCAAACCUAAUGUUCUACUGUGAUUUCCAUAGUGGUUAAUUAAGUGUCCAUACAAUUGUAAAGACACAGGUAAAUGCUUUCAACAAGGGCAAGGUACCUGUUUUGUGGGGUAUUGUUCCAUUUUUCCUGAGGAUUUUGACCAAGUUGGUCCACACAGAUUGCCAGAAUCUUUGUUUUCUUUCAGUUUUUAAUACUUUUCCAGAAUUCUAAAGGGUUCUUUUUUUCAAUGUCAAGAAGUUUUUCUAAAAGUUAAUCUUUGAAUCCUUUUUUUUUCUGUAUUUUUAACAGCUUCAUGAUAUCUAUGCGAUAUAAAGGUGUUCUUUUGGUUACUACGCAAUAGCUUUCCCAAGCUUUUUAUUUUACGUCUGACUUCUGCAUAUGUUGCAUUAAACCAUGGCUGUUUCUUCGCUCUUACUGGUUUGUUUUUAUUUUUUGGUACAGGGUGUUUUCGCUGAACCAAUGACUCAUUAGAAGUAUUCUCAAUUAUGUCAGAAAGCGACUUACAUGCAGCAUUAAACCCUUCUUUUGUGGCUGGAUAAUUAGUAUGUUGCAGUUUGCUUAUUGCCAGAAUAUUUUCUACUUUU